Molecule: messenger RNA, 2228 nt
Organism: Rhipicephalus microplus (southern cattle tick)
Lineage: Eukaryota; Metazoa; Arthropoda; Arachnida; Ixodida; Ixodidae
Product: thioredoxin reductase 2, mitochondrial
Biological process (GO): cell redox homeostasis; cellular response to oxidative stress; glutathione metabolic process
Cellular component (GO): mitochondrion; cytosol
Molecular function (GO): thioredoxin-disulfide reductase (NADPH) activity; flavin adenine dinucleotide binding; glutathione-disulfide reductase (NADPH) activity
Source: RefSeq, a predicted model, not a curated record
CGAUUUGAAAACUCUCAGGAUUCCAGUGUUUUUUUUAUUGUUUUUGACGGUUUUUCAGUGCCCUACACUGUACCUAUGUCGCGAGUAGCGUCGUAGUAUUACGAAUCUCGCUCAGACUACAGUUUGGUCCGUUACGUAAUUUUUUUAUCAGCAGUAUGUCAGCUAUGCCUCUGAUCGAUAGAGUUUAAUUGGUUUAAUUGUGGCCCGCAUGAGCGAUCGAGAGAAGCGUUUUGUCGUCUGCUGCCGCUCCACACGUUCUUGAUGAUCGCGAGGAUUGUCAGAUAUGAUUUUUAGAAAUUCGGCCUGAAUUCGCGUUUCAUCGGAACCGACAUGGCAUGUGCUUUAGUCAGACGUGGGCACUUCGUGCUUGAACGGUUCAAAGCGUAUCCUGUUGUUUCAGUAACGACGAAUUUCUCGACGCAAGGACAUAAAAGCUACGACCUGAUUGUCAUCGGUGGAGGAUCGGGUGGCCUUGCGUGUGCAAAGGAAGCUCAGGCAUGUGGCAUGAAAGUGGCUGUGCUGGACGCCGUGUCGCCCUCUCCUCGGGGCAGCCGGUGGGGACUGGGGGGCACCUGCGUCAACGUUGGCUGCAUACCCAAGAAGCUUUUCCACCAGGCAGCGCUGCUGGGUGAAGCACUGAAGGAUGCGCACCUCUACGGCUGGAAGCUCCCUGGCCAAGCGGCGGCAGAACAGGACGGUGCAGUGAAGGCUAAGCUGAACCAUGACUGGGCCGCCUUGAGAAAUGCAGUGCAGGCGCAUGUGCGGUCCCUCAACUGGGGACACCGAGUGCAGCUCAACAAGAAGAAAGUGGACUACUACAAUGCUCAUGGAAAAUUUAUUGAAUGCCAGAAGAUAGUUGCCCAAGCUUCCAAUGGCAAAGAGGAAAUCCUUGUGGCCAACAAGUUUGUUAUUGCUGUGGGAGGCAGGCCAAUCGUUCCGCAGGAUGUACCUGGCCUUUCAGAUAAUGCUAUUACGUCGGACGACAUCUUCUCUCUGGAGAAUCCACCAGGAAAGACACUGGUGAUAGGUGCGAGCUAUGUUGCGUUAGAAUGUGCUGGCUUCUUGAAUGGACUUGGUUAUGACACAACUGUGAUGGUUAGGUCCAUUUGCUUGCGGGGAUUUGACCAGCAAAUGGCCAAGCUUGUGACUGACCACAUGACAUCAGAAGGAACAAAGUUCCUCUGGAAGUGCCUGCCCAAGGAGGUGAAUAAACUUCCAGAUGGAAAGCUGAAGGUCAAGUGGUGUAGUUCUGACGGUAAAAUCCAGGAGGACAUUUUUGACACCGUCUUGGUAGCUGUUGGGCGACAAGCUGAAACAUCAAGCCUCAAUCUGGAUGCAGUUAAAGUUGUCGUGAAUCCCAAAAAUAAGAAGAUCAUUGUCGACAAGGAUGAGCAGUCAUCCGCCAGAAACAUAUAUGCCAUUGGUGAUGUGAUCGAUGGAAAACCUGAGCUCACCCCUGUCGCCAUCCAUGCUGGCAAGCUUCUAGCACGACGGCUUGCUGGUGUGUCAUCUGAGUACAUGGACUACAGCAGUGUCCCUACAACAGUCUUCACGCCACUUGAGUAUGGUUGUGUCGGAAUCUCCGAAGAGCUUGCCAUUGAGACGGUUGGCCAAGAAAACAUUGAUGUGUUGCAUGCCUUCUACAAGCCAUUAGAGUACACUGUAGCCCAGAGAGAUGCUAGCCAUUGCUACAUCAAGGCAAUAGUGAAUCUGUCAAAACGAGAGCAUGUUCUUGGACUGCACAUGACAGGGCCCCAUGCAGGGGAGGUGAUACAAGGCUUUGCUGCAGCAUUUAAGUCUGGUUUGACAAGGCAUACGCUGGAGCAGACCAUAGGCAUCCAUCCUACAGUGGCUGAAGAAGUCGUCAAGUUGUGGAUAACGAAGCGGUCCGGGGAAGACCCGCAAGUCACGGGCUGCUGAGGUUAACUGGAACGUCUGCGCUCUAGAGCCGCUCGGCUAGGAAGAUGACCGAUCGGCUGCUCACACAUAGAGCACAGACGUUCCGUUACACUGACAGUGUUAAGUUGAGUUGCAGUUGUCUCUGCCAGGAUGACGCUGAUCCUUUAAAGCCAGACACUGGUUAGGGCCCAGCUGAUGAUGCAGCGACUGCACUGCUCUCUUUCAGAUGAUUGUAGUUCUUAUGCUGCCAAAUGUGUGGUGACCUUUUUAUCAUCUCAUUUGUUGUAUUAUUAAUAUCAUGUCAAUAAAUUUAAUAUUUAUGGCUUAUA